AGCCCCAGCCUUCAGGGGUUUGCCAGCCGCAGGAGAGAGACAUUCUCCAGUAACCGCAUGAUGAGAAUGAGGCUGUGAAACCUCCAGGAGCAGGAAAGGCAUUUUCUGGCCGCCGGAGGCUAGGAAGAGUUUUGCAAUAGGUAACUUUUGAAACAGUGGUUCCCGCUCAUGUUUCUGUGAAAACUGGACUCACAGAAUUUCGGAUUUGGGCUGUUUGUCGUUUAACUUGGUUUUUACAUUGGAAUUGCUUAAUUGCGGGCUGUGCUUAUCUGUGGGUUUCCGAGCAGGGUCGGUGGUCGCUGAUGUCACAAAGUUCUAACUUUUGAAUGUGCAUUUAAGCAGGUAUUUUCAGUGGGAUUAAAAUUAUUUUGAAAGCUGAGCAAUCAGAUAAAGUACAUCCUCACUCCCAACCCCGGAGCGGUGAUUUUUAGUAUAUGUGUGGAAUGGGUAUUUACUUUCUGCCUUUGUUUAGGAACUGAUGUGUUUCGAAAUAGUUUUUUUACGUCUCAAGACUCAAGUAACUGUUUAACCUUAGAGUAGUGUCUAACUCCUUAUAAGGGAUUAAAAAACACGCAACAAAAUUGGCGUCCUAUGUUAAUUUGAUUUAAUGCUCCUUGAUGGUUUUCCAUAUUCAUAUUGAUCUCACCUUAAUUGUAUUAAUCAUGUUAAUUCUUCCAAGCUCAAAAUGAGAUAUCAAGGAGAAGGUAAUACGUUGACUAUAAUUUUCUUUCCUUUUUUUCUUUGAAAGGUGGGGGAGUGGUGCUAAGGAUCAAGUACACUGUUUUAGAAAAAGAAAACAAAACCCAAACAUGAGGAAGGCGGGUGCCACGUCUAUGUGGGCUUCGUGCUGUGGGCUGCUGAAUGAAGUCAUGGGAACCGGAGCUGUCAGGGGCCAGCAGGCAGGAUUUGCAGGAGGCACUGGUCCGUUCAGAUUUACACCAAACUCUGAUUUUUCCACUACUUACCCACCAGCACCUACAGAAGGGCCUAAUAUAGUUUGCAAAGCCUGUGGACUUUCAUUUUCAGUCUUUAGAAAGAAGCACAUAUGUUGUGACUGCAAGAAGGAUUUUUGCUCCGUUUGUUCAGUCUUACAAGAGAAUCUUCGUAGAUGUUCCACCUGUCACUUACUACAAGAGACAGCCUUCCAGCGCCCUCAGUUAAUGCGACUGAAAGUGAAGGAUCUGCGGCAGUAUCUCAUUCUUAGAAACAUACCAAUUGAUACCUGUCGAGAGAAAGAAGACUUGGUAGAUCUAGUACUAUGCCACCAUGGGCUGGGCUCUGAGGACGACCUGGACACCAGCAGUCUGAAUUCCUUAAGGUCCCAGAAUUCUGGCUUUUUUACACAUUCAUUUUUUUCAAGCUACACGGCCCCCUCUGCUACCGUGUCUUCAUUUCAGGGAGAGCUAAUGGGUAGAGACGGGACCUUAGGAUCUGGAACACUGGCACAGGAACAGAGUGAAAUAGCUUCAGCAAACACAGAAGAUGAUGAUGACGGUGACGAUGAUGACGAUGACGACGACGAUGAUGAUGAAGAAAACGUGGAGGAACGGGCGCCUGGCCUCUCUAAGAAGAGACUGAGAGCAUCGCUGUCUGACCUGUCAAGCCUUGAAGAGGUGGAAGCGAUGAGUGUGCGCCAGCUGAAGGAAAUCCUGGCUCGGAAUUUUGUCAGCUACUCUGGCUGCUGUGAAAAGUGGGAACUGGUGGAGAGAGUGAGCCGGCUCUACAAGGAGAGUGCAGAGAGCCAGAAGCCACAUGGCGAACGGCUGCAGCUGCAGGACGAGGAAGAUGACAGCCUGUGCCGUAUCUGCAUGGAUGCCGUCAUCGACUGCGUCCUGCUCGAGUGUGGGCACAUGGUCACCUGCACCAAGUGCGGCAAGCGCAUGAGCGAGUGUCCCAUCUGCCGGCAGUAUGUGGUGCGCGCUGUGCACGUGUUCAAGUCCUGAAGCAGACGCUCUCCCCAGCGGGACACACUCGCCCCCAAGCUUGAUCCCAGACAUUUCAGUGCACAGAAGGGACUGGAAACUUACUGUUCAAAAGUUGAAGUUAUUUUUAAAAAUUAUUUUCACUACUAACUGGGAACAGAGUGUCACCCUAAGUUAUGGCCUGCCAGCCUGUGGACAGUUUCCCAGGUUCAGCCGGCAUCACACAUCUGUGAUCGUUAACUGCUGAAGUCAGACUGCUUAUGGCGUCAGCUCCUCCUCUGGGAGGACAUUACCCUGUUCUCUUCUUUCUCCUUACUCCCGUUUGUACCUUAAACUACUCAGAUGUUUGCAGCUUCUGUUCUGUUUGGAUGAGAUCACUGUCCACAACUGACCGACAUGGUACUUGCUCAGAGUGAACAUUCAGAGGUGCCACUGCUAUUAGUCAUGUAUAUUUUAAAUGCUACUAUUUGAUGAAUGUAAGUUUCCACAUCGUUGCUCUUUCUGCAUUUAAACUUAAUUGGAAACAACUGACAUUCUAUAUAGUCAACUGCCAGGGCCUUAGACUAAACAUGACCAUUUAUGUUCAGGUACAGCUUUUUAUAGCAAGGGCCGCAUCCAGCUGCUUCACUAGAGAAAUGUGUGUUAAAUUCUUUAUUAAUGUGUAAUUGGUUUACACUGUUUUGUAUAGUGAAAGUGUAUUUUCAGUGCUAUCGCUAGCUAAUUUGAACUUUAGGAAUAAAAUUAGAUUUUCAAAAAUG
Miniopterus natalensis is the source of this 2680-nucleotide messenger RNA. It is a transcript of the gene RNF34, whose product is annotated as ring finger protein 34. Gene Ontology annotation, molecular function: ubiquitin protein ligase activity. The record is from RefSeq and is a predicted model, not a curated record. Gene Ontology annotation, biological process: protein K48-linked ubiquitination; proteasome-mediated ubiquitin-dependent protein catabolic process; negative regulation of extrinsic apoptotic signaling pathway via death domain receptors. Lineage: Eukaryota; Metazoa; Chordata; Mammalia; Chiroptera; Miniopteridae. Gene Ontology annotation, cellular component: plasma membrane; cytoplasm.